CUAAGAAGUAAUCACAAACAUGGCGUCUUCUCCGGUCUACCCCAGUUCGCCAACUGGCACGUUAAAAAGGGACGCCUCGAAGAAAGACUCUGGCAAACUUGGUUGGGUUGGAACACUCACUCGAAGGAAAAAAGGCCAAGAAGGUAGGCUUCUGUGAUCAAGAAUUUUCUCUUGAAUUAUUCAAACCUCUACGAUCGACGGAUCUUGACAGUUCAAAUCAGAUGUGAAGUGCCUUGUUCAUUUUCAAUUUGGUUCUUUGUUAUGCUUCUGUGAACCGUCUGGUCUCCCUUGAAAAACUCAAUGAGGAAUCUCCAGCAAUUUUUGCGGGGAUUCUACCUUUAAAAUUCAAUUUUCACUUCAGAAAUACAUUGGCUGUCUGUGAAGAAAACAUUCGAUCGAUUUUUGUAAAUUCCAUUGUGAAUUCCAGCAUUUUAACACACCCUUUCCUGUUUCCACGCAAAGUAUCGAUCGUGUAUUUUUUCGAUAUACUGAGGUAAUUCAGAGAGAAACAUAUUUUCCGAUUUAGCUGUUAAAUUUCGGAUUUAAAUUUCGAUGAAAUAAUUUUCUGCAGGUGUGCUUUCAUGUCAGGGAAUCUCCUCUUUUUAUUGUAACCUCUAAACUUACACUCGUAAAUAAUUUCACAGAUUUAUCAAAAUAUGGUAGUUUCGAUAGCUCUGAGAGAUCUAUCUUUGUAGAGAUUUGUUUUGAGUAGUUAGAGGCUUCAUGCUUUAGUUUUAGAGUGGUGCAAUGACACCCAUAAUUUUUUUUUCUCGUCUACACUUUCGUGGUAGACGAUUCUUUUAAUUUUGAUGUAAUUGUACGUUAACAAAUUUGGUUUAUUCUUACAGUUGAUGAACUUGAGACAGAGGGAAGGCAUGCCAUUGAAUCUCCAACAACACCUAUCACUGUGACUCCAGACACUUUUGAUCUAGGUUUGUGGCUUGUUUAUGUAUUUAUUAGUCAACACAGUCAUCUUAACCCCUAAACUCCCAGUAGUGAUUAACAUGUAAAGUCUCCCUGUAAUAUCCACACAUUAUCUAGCAGACAGGUAUUGAGAAUACUCAAACUUAUCAGGUAGACAUUUUUAAUUUUAAUUUAACACCAAAUAACAAGGAAAGGUGUAGUAGUAGUUUCUGAGGAAAGAAUUAAUAAUCAGAUCUUGUGAGGUGCAGGGCUAACAGUCAGAUGCAAUCACUUUUUCUUUGUGUGUGUUGUGUGAUUCUUGGCAUGGAUAAAUUUUUCAAAGUAUGUUUUUUUUUCUCAAAUUUUGCACUUAGAUGAAAAUGAAGAACGAUCAAUGGUGGAGCCUGCUUCACUUGAAAAUAAAAAGCUCAAGGAAUUGAAAGAGGUAACUAAAAACAAUGAUGAAAUUUUUAUUUGUGAAAUGAUUUUGAUGUUAGGACAGAAGCUGGCUGUCGUGACAAAUAAAUACACAUGACAUGACCAGCAACGAUACUGGAUUAUACUACAGUUAUACACAAACAGUAAAUGAUAUUAUAGGACUGAGUGGAGUCCAAUUCAGUUUGUAAUCAUUUUAGGGAUUAAUGAAGCGUGAGCCAGAUUUGUCAAUUAUAAAUAUGAGUAUAGUUAGAAUUGGGCUGUACAAAGUCCUGUUAUCAAUUAAUUAAUACUAUGAGAAGUAGGCUAGUUAUUGUUUUCAUGAAAAACCACAUUUAUAUCAGCAAAUAGCAUGACAACAGCAGUCCAGUUACACACAGGCGUUACACAUACACUGUCCAAUAUCACUGUCCAAUCACAUGCAUUCGUACAUGCUCCUAUUAGCACAGAAAUUGAGCUGGAAUUUUGUUACUUGGUAAAUCACGUGGGGUGUCAAGUUUGACACCUUUUGGAUUUUGUGCCGGGUUAUAUCAAGAGUAUUUCUUUCUAUUUAUACACCAGAUAAAACCCUCACUGUCUCCUGAUGUUUAAUGUCAUGCUUAAUUCCUGUCUUACUGCAAUUUGUAAGGAGAAUCUAUUACUUUAUCAGAGGUCAAUGAAGUCUUUCUCCCAUGCAAUUCCGUCAUGAGCCCCUUUUUAUGCCCGCUAGGUGCUGCUAGACUGGAUUAAUGACGAACUUUCAGAACAACGAAUUGUCCUCAGAGACAUAACAGAGGACUUGUAUGAUGGUCAAAUUCUUGCGGUUCUUAUGGGUAUGUUAUCAGCAUAGAAUGUACUCAUGUUUGCACCUACAUAUGAAUUUAUUUUCAUGGUGAAGCUUCAGAACUGCAAACUGUCCUCAGGGACAUCACAGAGGACUUGAAUGAUGGUCAAAUACUUGCCGUUCGUAUGGGUCUGUCACUAGCUUAGAAUGUACUCUUGUUUGCAACUAUAUACAAAUUUAUUUUUGUGGUGUGCAUUGUAGCUUUGCUUUAUGCUGUAUACUUGUCUAAAUCUCACUGUGGUGCAAUUAUUAGCUCUUCAUAGGGAGCUUUUAAAUUGCUGCUUUGUUAUAUGAUUAAAAUUAUUUGUUUAUUCAAUGAUGUUGGCAUUUUUUGUUGUUGUUAGAUAAACUUGCAGGGAUCAAGCUCUCUGAGUUUGAAGAGGUUACUCAGUCAGUGGAGAGCCAGGUAGGUAAUGUGUGAAAAAACAAACAUAAUAAAAACAAAAAUUGGCAAUUCUGAAAUUUGGCAAUAAUAAAGUACUAGGUAUAUUCCAAGGGUUUCCAUCCCACCCAGUUCUAAUUAGAGGGCCACUCCUUCCCCACUUCCAAUAUCUUAACUUAUUCAGACAGGACUUGCAUAUUUUGGCGUAGCUUAUAUAUAUGAGCAGGCCCUCAUUAUUUGUGCUGCAGGUCAUGUGUUUCUCCACUUGCGGGAAAAUUUGAGAGAGGUCAGGUAGAUUUUUGCCAGGGGUCUGCCAAUAAUGUGCUAGACCCAAUGUCUUGCGUUUUUCAGGGCCUGAUACUUUCCCCUUAGGCAAAAAAAACACUUGUGCUGAAACUGUGAAUAAGGUGCAAUUGCAAGCUAACUUUGGUAUUCCAUACAAAUGCUGUGUAUUCUGCAUCUAACCAAAAAGCUAGUCUGAUGGGAUAAUGUAAUCUACCUUUAGGCAGACUGUGAAUGUGUUGCACAUAAAUAUUGAGCAGUCACUUGAUCUGUGUACUACUAAACUUCCAACAUAACUGAUUUUCAUCCUGUAGAAAGCCAAACUGUCUAUUUUGUUGGAGCAUGUGAACAAACUGCUAGGAGUCCCCCAGCAUAGAGCAAAAUGGUCAGCAAAUGGUAAGUUUGUAAAAAUUAUGAAAAGUAUCUGUUUGGCACUUCUUUCAGGUAGAGAGAUUUAAUGAAAAGAAAGAAAAAAAUAUCCAUUAGGGUUAUUGUUUGAUUGAGGACCAACUUCUCAUCCCCAAAAUUAUUAGAAAUGUGUUGAAAACAGUGUGGAGAAUUUGUGUUUAGAUCAUAGGAAUGAAAGGGUCACAACUUGUACCAUAACCACUAAGAUGGUUCAGGAUGCAGAAGUUUAACAGGGAUUGCUAGAGAUUAGCCCUUUAACUCCCAUUACUGACCAAGACGGAAUUUCUUCUUUCAAUAUCAAUACAAUAUCAAGCAGUCAAGUGAUGAGAUUGAAGAAAAACAUACUAGCUGUUCCAAUACUAACUUCUCAGAAUUAACUUAAUAAGAAUUGUGUUGCGCACAGAAAGGAGAACUAUUAAUGAGUUCUUAGGAGCGAAACUGAGGGUUGACUUGAAAAGUCUAGUUUCAAAUUUUUAAUAUGCUCAAACCAAUGCCUCAAAUCAUCCAAAAAUGUUCCUAGUAUGUCCUUUUUUUCCUUUUUUUUCCACAGCUAUUCAUGGUAAGGAUAUUGUGGCUAUACUUCAUCUGUUGGUUGCCUUGGCUCACCACUUCCAGUGUCCUCGCAAACUUCCUGGAGGUGUCCGAAUAAAUAUGGUGGUGGUACAGAAAAAGGGAGGAAUCCUGCUGCCGAACAGAAUUGUGGAGGAAAUUACAGCACCUAAUGAAGGCGAAGAGUAAGUUGUGAUGGGGGGUAAUCUUAUUGAUUUGUUUCAAGGGUGGGACAUACAAAAACUUAGAAAUCCUCAGUGGGAUUUGAAAGUUGGGCCUUCAAGUUGUGUGGUCCCCUGUUCUUCCACUUAGCUCCAGAGAACUCGUUAUCUAAUAUAGCAUCUAAUUUCUCUUUACACGAUCACCCCUGAAUCAAACAUUGAGGUCACGAGAAUGAAGGAUAUGAUCAUCACCUAAAGAUGCUCUUGAUUGGUUAACAAAUUCUCCUUGUCAGCACCUUAGGAAUUGUUUGGAGAAUAGUUUGGAGAAUAUACUUACUGAUAUUAGGGUGUAAAGGGUUAACUAUUGCAAGCGCCCCGUUUACGGCUGGGAUCAGAGAUGUCCAGUAUGAGUAAAUUUCAUCUUCAGUUUUCGCUUAGAGGGAAAUGUUAAUUUUGGCUUCACAGCGUGACAGACUACUCAAAUAUUGAACCACGGACGGUGCGGCUGAGUGCUAGCGUAUAGAAUAUCAGAAAGUAACACAUUUACAUCCCAUGUUUAGUAAAAAAAUCAUCAAACUGACAAUUAUCGCAAUUCCAGCUCAUUCAAAUCAAACAAAUCGAGAGCUGAGCAACCACUGGCAAACAUUAUGGUAUGAGGGGCGGCCAGAGAAAACGUGUCGGAAAAAAACCCUGUAGGGGAAGAACAGACGGGAAAUCUGGGUAGGAACUGGGCCCAAGCUCAUAAAGCCAUCUUACUAGGUUAUAUACAUGAAAAAAACUACGAAAUGCGAGAAAUUGGUGUCGGCCUAGAAUGAUUACCCGCGUGCAAACGCAGGAUUAUCAUUCUAGGUACCUUCACGAAAGGGCCUGGGCCAACGCCCUGUUGCUCUCGUGCCGCAGAUAUAUUAAUUUUUUUAUUUAAAAUUUAUAUUUUCCGGCUAAUUCGUCAACACUUGAACGCCAGAAAUUCCAUUUCAUUUGUUACAAUCAUGGCAAAAAAAAUCUAAAAAGAGAAACAGCUACCUGUAGAUCUUUGGAUGUCGUGGUCUGGUUUUCUGGUAAGCUACACAGAACUGGAUGUUUCGUUAACCCUUUAACUCUCAUGAGUGACCAAGACAGAAUUUCUCCUUACAAUAUCAAUACAAUAUCAAUAUCAAUAUCAAUAUCAAGCAGAGAAGUGACGAGAAAGAAAAAUAUCAGUUAUAUUCUCCAAACUAACAUCACAAGAACGAUAUGGCAGACAGUAAGGAGAAUUACUAAUGAGAUCUUGGGAGAUAAAGGGUUAAGCCAUACGCCUUAUAUUGGUUAGUCAUGUGUGACAAGCGUGCUCUAUGUUACUAGGAUCGAAAAGUUGAAAGCGUCGUCAAUGGGUUAAGAGGGUUGGAGAAUUUUAGCUCAGUUGAGCGGAGGAAGAUGAAUAAUUUGUGUUUGCAAGGUGGAGUCUAAUAACUCCAUCCGAGUAACUUGUGCGUAGUACGGCCAGGGGAAACCUGUUCCAGGCACGAUAGUGAACGGCGCCAGCAGAGGAGUUAAGAAACGAGUGUUAGCUUAACUCAAACUGCCUUCACUUUUUAACUCCGCCGCUUCUAACUCGCCGUUUACUAUUUCGCCCUGUUGUCGUUAUUGAACGUCUGGAACAUGCUAGGUGAUGGGUCGAAACGUAUACUAACUAUAACACCAGGGGUGCGGAGAAUGUGCUACUCCCUCACUGAAACCUGAAUUCCUGUUAAUAUUCCUUUUAAAAUGUUUCUUUUUCUUCUUCCUUUCCUUUCUUCAGUGUACAGAACGGUAAACCAGGUAAGGAAAAUUUUCUCUGUAGAUAAUUUUUACAGCAGUUUUUUUUGCGUUAAUUUUUUUCUCAUGUUCUGCGCCAAGCAAGUUCAUUACACUUACAGUGCGAUUUAUACGUUAAGGUUCAUUUUAUGGCUUGAGUAGACAUGCUACUCUGGUAAACAGCAUAACAAAGCCUUUAAAUUUCCCUGACCUACAAUUGGUCUUUGUUGCUGGGGGUUUUCUGUGCGUUUCGAAGCGUCCAGCGGAGGUGGAGUGAGUAGUUUGGAACGGAAAGUAGUAGGUAGUUUUUCCACCCGAACCUUCGCUGCUUGUUUUCGCUGCUCAACCGCCCUUAUUUUCAUCGAGCGCCCAAAAGAGAGUGGUGUAAUGUAUUAGUACUUGUAUUCUGCGCUGAAGAGUAUUUUUUUUUUUGGAGCCACCUCACGAGCAAUAAAGUACACCUCUCGCACGCACGCACGCUCGCUCGCUCCAAUCUCUCGAGCUAAAAUAUGGCACAGAAAAGGACGUGCAAUUACAGGAGAUAUUUCACCUUAACUCUAGCCGUUUUACUUUUUCUGUACAGCUUUUGUUUGUUGUCAUGAACUAACUUUCUCUUAACUUUUAUAUUUGUUUAUGCGUAAUUCACUUCGCCUUCCUUGUUUUGCUCUCUGUUAUAAAUAUAGAAAGAGAUGCCUUCGACGCGCUUUUUGACAAUGCCCCUGAAAAGCUGAAUGUUGUGAAAAAGGUACUGUACUUGAUAUUACUGUAUGCAGUUCAAUCUAAGUAAGAGAUUCAAAUGAGCAUAUCAGUUUCCACAUUACUAAAGCAAGAAGAGUGCAUCAGAGAAUUAUCAGAGAAUUAUAUUCAAGACAUCAUGUACAGAAAUCAGAAUAUUGGGCGGCUAUUUCCCGGUUCCUUUUAGGCGACGGUAUUCCUGAAAGAGACUUAAGUCGGUGAUAUUGACAAACGCUGCGACAUCUUGAAUGGAAGUCAUCAUCUGAGAUUUGAUUGCUGUUUAGGUCAUCGAAAUCUCGGUCACUGGCAUUGAUCACAGUCAACUUUUCCUGGGCGAUCACAUCACUCGGUUGACUAGUACUCACGGGUUUAAAUCAUUCACUGAGCAGACAAUGGAAAUUCAGUGCGCGAGAAUAACUGAGUUAAAAAUUUAAUACUCAAUGCUUCUGAGGUUUUCAAGCCGAAGAGGUUAAUAUAGGUGCUCAGGUAACAGGAAUAUGAAUUUUUGUGCGCGGGGACGCGGUGGCCUUAUCAUUGGUAAGCUGGACUCAGGGUCGCGCGAUUCGUGAUCGUGGCCUGGUUGCGUUUUUGGGUGGAACACCUUACUUUCACAGUGCCCCUCUCCACCCAGGAGUCUUAUAAGUACCGGCGAAUUUUCAGGGAAGCCUGAUAAAAUGCUGGAGGGUAACCUUGCAACGAACUGGCAUCCCAUCUAAGGAAGGGUAGUGAUACUCUUAGUCGCUGUAUGCUGUGGAAGCCGCGAUAAGCUCCGGAUGGGUGGGUCACUUAGUUCGAUUACAGACUUAAGCUCACUGUUACACGCCAAUUUUGGUCAAAAUUAAACUAACGUUUUUUUCCAUUUUGUUUUGCUUUUUUUUUUUUGCAGUCAUUGCAAGUCUUUGUCAACAAGCACCUGGCCAAGUUGAGUCUAGAAGUUGUUGAUAUUGAUUCUCAGGUACUUAAACACUUUUGUUGAUCGUAGGGCACAUAACUCAAGCUUGAGUUUUUAAGCGAUUGUUAAGAGAAAAAAAAAGAAUUAGCAUUUUCAGGAACUUAGAGGUUUUCAGUGAAAAGCCAGUUACCGCCGUUUUACCACCGCAUGUUUUGGCUCAUCGCCGUCUGUUUAGCCUACGAGCAAGCUGUCGUGUUUGGAUUUCGCCUUUUGGGCCGUUUUCUAGGCACAGCCGCCUAUUACGUCAUCGGCAGCCGCUUAGGGAAGAAGUUCUGAAAACUUCCUGGGGGACCUUCUUUCUCCGUGAGCAUGAAGUUGCGUGGUUCAGAGAAACGAUUGCGUGACUACUGUUGCAGCCUUUACAAAUGAUAAAAUGAACGUCUUGAUAAUUGAUGAAGUACGGGUGCGCGUAUAAAGUAAAGCGAUUGCGUAACUAAUGUUGCAGCCUUUACAAAUGACAAAAUGAACGUCUUGAUAAAUGAUGAGGUACGGGUACCCGUGCAACAUAAAAAUGUAGUUUCACCCCGAAACGACUAAAGUUGCAUUUGUUGUGUUUGCAGUUUCACGAUGGUGUCUACCUCAUCUUCUUGUUGGGACUUCUGGAGGGCUUCUUCGUUCCACUCUAUCAGUUUUACAUUACUCCUGCAACCAAAGAUCAGAAGGUACAGAGCUAACAUCGAAGACGAAAAAAUUGUACAAUUAACCCUUUAGUUCUCAGAAGUGACUUACUUGUAACUUCCUCCUUAAGUAUCUGUACAUUUUUCAGCAAAAAGGAUAUGAGAAUACUCAAACUCAUCAGGUAGAACUAGUUGCCUUGAUCUUACAACAAAUUCUCAAAACUAAUUCACAAGGAAAUGUGUAGCAGCUGAAGGGGAGAAUUGACAAUCAGAUCUUGGGAGUUAAAGGUUAACAAACAGAUUCCAUGUUGCCUUGCAUCUGUUCACUAGUAGAACUCAGAUGAUGUUAAAAUUUGGCAGUUGCACACGAUGUUACUGACAUUCUCACCACAUUUUAACGUAAUCUGUGAUCUAUUAUUGUACAGACGCACGGUAACGGGGAUUAUAUUUGUUUCAUAUGAUAAAGAAGCAAAACAUGGGGGGGAGGGGGGAGGGGAGGAUGAUGUCAUUUAUGCGUCUGUGAGAACCAAUCAAAAUUCGCGUAGAAUUCACCUUAUUCAGUUGGUGAUCAUUUCCUUUAUUCUCAUGACCUAAAUGUUUGACUCAAGAGUGAUAUUGUAAGGAGAUAUUAGAUGCUUGUCACACUUAGAAGUUAAAGGGUUUAUUCCGUUUUAAGUCAUACGUGUUUCCUGUCACAAGUUCUGUGGGGACCGCUUUACAUUUAUUUAUCAUGCUGUUUUAGGCACAAGAGACACCGUUUCUGGUCUAAGCAGUUCUUCGCUCUUCCUAGUAAUUUCACUUUAAUUGGUGGGGUUCUUACAGUGAUCUUGCCCCUUUACGCCAUAACAUCAGUAUGCAUAUUCUUCAUUUUGUUCUCUACACGUUUCCAAAGGUUCCAACAAGGGGAAUCGUGAAUUUUUUUUAGUUGGUAAUAAUUUCCUUCAAUCUUGUGACCUUAAUGUGUGAUUUAGGGGUGACAAUGUGGGGAAAAAUUAGAACCUGUCACUCCGGGGGUUUAGGGGUUAAGUGAUCCUGGCACUGAAAUACGAGGGGUAUCAAAUACCGCAGAGUGUCAAAGCUGACUAAAGUGGCCAAUUUACGUGAUCAACUCAGUGGAUUAUACUUUUAUACCACAGGCGGCCCAAGCUCCAGUUGUGGAAAUAAAUAAGAGUCAUGGCAAAAUUAUAUGUAUGGGUUUGUAUGGGGAUAUUUACGACCGCUCCUAGGAAUAAAAAUACAGUCAAAUUCUCAAUAAAAAUACCUCGCCUUCCACAAAGCAUCGGUUGUUAUCUGACCGCUGACUAUAUUGAAAAGAACCCAUUUUGGCGAGUUAUCCAUCUCUAGGUUUACUACUCAUAAGAGAAGGAGAAGUAAUAAACCCAGAAAUGGAUAAGUAAGUAAUACUUUUAAUGGAGGCAAGGUGAGGUAUUUUUAAAACUCUUAAAACUCUUAAAAUUUCGUCAUGGCUCUUAUUUCGCAAGAUGAUCAUCUCACAGCUGGAGCUUCGGCCGACUGUGGUGAUAGUCUACCAACGACGCAGCACCUCAGUUUCUUUAGAAACUUAUCCCCUUUAUUGAAAUACAUAGAUUCCAUUGUUGUGUUUCUAUCCACAGCUCCAUAAUGUAACCUUAGCUAUUGAUCUGAUGAGAGACAGUGGAUUGAAGUUCUAUGCCAAGCCUGAAGGUAUGGACAAAUUGUUAAACACUCUGCAGGAGUCCAUUACCGAAGACAAUAAUACUUGUGGUGCUUACCUUCCCCACCCCCUCCCCCUCUGACCCUGAAUUUUUCCAUAGUCUCACUUUGCGUGACGCUUUGCCUUGCAGAUGUCGUUCAUAAGGAUCUCAAGUCCACAUUAAGAAUCCUUUACUGCUUGUUCCAAAAGUACAAGAGCCUCAAGUAGUUCAGACUUCAAUCUGCCAUGGCUUGCAUUUUAGAACAAAAUAGCAAAGAGGAAGUAGACUCCAACCUUAUUGUAUUAGUUAAUAUUUAUCACUUGUCUGAGUUGGUUAGAUUUAAUAACUACUCUGCUUAUUACCUUGACAGAAUUCGACAGAAUUCGUCCGAAAUCUCCCUUUCGUUUGGAAGAAGACGGACAAUCAGUUAUUGGUGAAAAACAUACACAACAAAACAAAAAAGCAAACAACCAUUUGAACAGGAAAACAUGUAAAAGACAACAAAGCUAUGUAAAGGCAAAAUGAUAAUUUUCUACUCAAAUGUUCCAUUUUUCACUAACAACUCAACAUGUGCACACAAAUGGACCUAUUGACACGUGUAGAGAUAAAUUAUUUGUUGGAAGCCAUUUCCCACGCCGCACGUCUCCGUAGUGCGGCCAGAACGUUUUUUAAUUCACAAUCGUGUGAACACACCCAAGCAUGAUAUGAAAUACCGCCGGAAAUUGAAUAUUGAUAGUGGCGCUAGUUCACCAACAACUGUCACGCCAUCCUGUAACCUUUCUUUACAAUGAUGUGGCGUGACAAACACUUACGACAAUAAUUAAGUGGUGGACAUAUUUCUAAAAUGCGCGGCUUCUUGUAAACAGCCACUUUGUUAAAAAUAUUUUGUGGAUUUAUUUUUAUACAAUAUUUUUUAAUAAAAAUAACUUUGUGUUCGAUUAAAUUUCCAUGGGGUUUUCGAUUACAGCAAUCGAGGAAUAACCAAAUGAGGGAAAAAUUCAGAAAG
Molecule: messenger RNA, 10699 nt
Organism: Pocillopora meandrina
Lineage: Eukaryota; Metazoa; Cnidaria; Anthozoa; Scleractinia; Pocilloporidae
Source: the annotation of a GenBank genome assembly